Lobosporangium transversale is the source of this 150-nucleotide messenger RNA. RefSeq lists its product as hypothetical. The transcript has 2 exons. The record is from RefSeq and is a predicted model, not a curated record. Bases 1 to 150 code for a protein of 49 amino acids. Lineage: Eukaryota; Fungi; Mortierellomycota; Mortierellomycetes; Mortierellales; Mortierellaceae.
AUGGAUUUGGCGCCAUGGUAUCUUUUUGGUCUUGAAGAGUUGAUAGCUUUGGAGGAUAUGGUCUAUCACCAUUAUUGUGAUAUUGUCCAUGCUGCACAGAUGCUCCAAUACAUCUGUCGACCAAGCUCUCUCCCUGAGGCAGCUAUGUAA